Rhagoletis zephyria (snowberry fruit fly) is the source of this 947-nucleotide messenger RNA. Its product is annotated as coiled-coil domain-containing protein 43. Lineage: Eukaryota; Metazoa; Arthropoda; Insecta; Diptera; Tephritidae. The record is from RefSeq and is a predicted model, not a curated record.
CCGGAAAAUACCAAAAAUAGCAAAUAUUUAGAAAAAUUACGGCAUCUGCAACAAGUUUAACAGACUGAAUAAAAUUUAGCUGGAAAUACCGAUUAAAGCUGCCAAAAUGCAGAAAAAUAAAAAGUCUACGGAUGAGUUCACAACGUGGCUGCAAGGCCAACUUAAGGUUCUGAAUACAGAUCCAGACAUCUUUGGCUCCUAUAUAGUAGGAAUACUUGAAGGGGAAGAGACACCUGAAGAGAAACGUGAAGCGCUCAAUGAUAUACUCGGAGAAAUCAUUACCAACGAUCUCGAUGCUCUUAUAAAUGUAUUACUUGAGAAAUGGGAGAAGACACAUCCUAAGGAAGAAGUGAAAAAAGCUGUACACGUUGAUGUGAAUGAGCAAUUGGCCAAAUUGCUAGAAGCGCAGAAACUUCAAACCAUUGUAAAGGAGCGUGAAUACACAGAUGAAGAGAGAAAAAUUCGCGAGCAAAUUUUGGCGCAAUAUUCACAGACGGAAGUUGAGGACGAAGAUGCGUAUGAGUCAGAGGAGGAAGUCGAAAAAACAAAUACGGGAGCAACUGGAAUUGAACGCAACACGAAUGUUCAGGAUGUGAUGGCAUUGCAAAAAGAAAAGCGAGAGCAGGCGCGUUUGGAAAGCGCAGCGAAGAAGCAGAAGGAUAAAGAAGAUCGGGAGCGGCAAAAACAAAUGCGCGAGGAAAAGAAGGAAAAGCGUAAAACUGUUAAGGGCGAACGCAGACGGUAGUUGAAUGAAAGUGGGCAUCGUUUUGUAUUGGUGCAGAUAAUUACAUACAUAUGUAUUUAAUGCAAAAUUAAUUUAAUGAGUUAAUAUGAAACUUUUUUGUUUACAACUGUUAUUAAUCUUAAAUGCAAAUUUGUUUUAUGCAUAACACAAUCUGCAUCGAAUUAAAACUCAUGCUUUCAAGGCCAAAUAUGUAUAUGAAUAU